CCUCGACAAAGCAGCAGCCAACAAGCUCCACUCUCCCCACUCCACUCCCACUCCCACUGCCGCUCUACAAGCCACGUCCCCGCAACUGCUAGCCUAGGAGCACUCCAUCUUCCAUGCUGCCUACCUGAGAGCGCACGUCUUCUCUCGCACCUGCCUUUCACCAUGGAGCGCGGUGAAUACCAUCCGCCGCAGUUCGAGGGCGGCCAACGUCCUCGACCGAAGCGACCCGUCACGGAUUACGGCUCGACGACUGUCCAAUGGACGCGCAAUCGGCGCCCGCAGUACAAACACAUCUCCCCGCCUGAGAUCGAGCGUCCGAGUCCUAGCUAUAUCGUUGAUAUGGUACCUCCCGCCGGCCGCAUCACUAGCGCCGCCGACUCCAUCCCCGUCAAGGCGCUCCACUCGUCGCUGAACAAGGUCAAGCACCCGAUCAAUGUGGUCAAAUGGACGCCCGAAGGUCGGCGUCUGCUCACAGGCUCCACCAGUGGAGAGUUUACACUGUGGAAUGGCCAAGGCUUCAACUUCGAGACCAUCAUGCAAGCUCACGAAUCUGCCGUCCGCGCCGCCGUCUACACCCACACCGACGAUUGGCUCCUCUCGGCAGAUCAGAAUGGCAUUGUCAAGUACUGGCUGCCCAACUUCAACAAUGUCAAGGAGUUCCAAGCCCACGACCAAGCAGUCCGUGGUCUGGCCAUCGCCCCUACUGACGCUAAAUUCGUCACAUGUGCAGAUGAUGCUACCCUCAAGAUCUGGGACUUCACCACUGGCGAUGAGCACUCCACUUUGACGGGACACUCCUGGGAAGUCAAGUCUGUCGACUGGCAUCCUUCCAAGGGACUACUUGUAUCCGGCUCCAAAGACCACACUAUCAAGCUGUGGGAUCCUAGGACCGGCCGCUGUCUGGAGACAUUGCAUGGCCACAAAAACACCAUUGCAAAGACGCUGUUCUGUCCUACACACCCUGAUAUGCUCGCCACCUGUGCUCGUGACCAUACAGCCCGUAUCUUUGACAUCCGAAUGAUGCGCGAUGUGCUCCUCCUCAAGGGAAACGAAAAGGACAUCAUCACCAUGGCCUGGCAUCCUCAGCACCGCAACCUACUCUCGACGGGUGGUGUCGACGGGAGUAUCAAACACUAUCUUUUGAACGAGCAGAACCCUCCUCCGGGCGCCCCGCACACUCUGUCGGUGUAUGAUGACCCGAACCCCAAGAAAGCUCCCAUCCAGUCCAUCUAUCCAGCCCAUAGCAUUAACUAUGCCCACGAUUUCACUGUCUGGACUCUUGACUAUCACCCGCUUGGCCAUCUCCUAGCGUCUGGCUCUAACGACCGUGUUACGCGCUUCUGGGGACGCGCACGACCGGGCGAUACCGCCUGCUUUAGCGAUCGGUAUCAUAUUGGUCAGACAGCAGCGGAAGCCCAAGGUACCUACGAUCGCGGUCAAGGUCGAAGGCAGCAGCGUGACGAAGAAGAACAGGAAGCCGAGGAUGAAGCCGAGGGCCUCGUUGAUCAAAAGAUGCCCUCCAAGAAUUCAGGUGUACCACUUCUUCCCCCUGGCCUCACCCUUCCUGGCAUCACUCCCGCAAACGACGGAACUAGUAGCGCGCUUCCAGGGAUUGGGGGUGCACCUCCACCAAUGCCGCCUAGCCAUCCUCCGCUGCCCAUGCUGCCCACGGGCUUGCCGCCACCGCCGGGGCCAUUUCCAGGGUUCCCUCCUGGCAGGAAUCCGUUCGAGGGCAUUGACCCAGGUAGACUUGUGGAGAUGUUGGCGUCUGGCACAAUUCCCCCCCCUCCUCCUCCUCCUCUACCUCUCCCUAACGCCGCGACUGGUCAGUUCCCGCCGCCCAUUCCGCCGAACUUCCCGUUUCCGCCGGGUAUUCCUCCAGGUAUUCCGCCACCACCACCUGGAAUGACACUUCCACCAGGCUUUCCCCCGCCCCCUGCAGGAUUCGUUCCACCGCUUCCAGGGAGUGCUAUGAGUGUUGCUGUAGCUGCGCCGAACGGUGGAGGAUCUGCGAACGGAGAGAGUGGAAGCGGAGGCGUGAGGAAGCGAGCACCGUUGCCGAGUCAGCAGGACAGUCUGAAGGAGCAAAUGAGGCAGGGGAAGUAUCGACGGGCGAGAUGAAAACCCAAAUGAAGUCAAUGUUGUUAUCCUAAAGCAUAGGUAGGACUUUUCAGGGCAUAGCUCGGUGCUUGGGAGUUUACGGGACGCACACUAACUGGACGGCCAAUUUGGCGGAUCAAUACCCUUUUGUUCGGGCAUUCGGAUGUAAUUGUAACUAGAAAGUAGAGGAAUGCUAUCUCAUGCU
Lindgomyces ingoldianus is the source of this 2305-nucleotide messenger RNA. RefSeq names its product WD40 repeat-like protein. Gene Ontology annotation, molecular function: protein binding. NCBI's taxonomy places the organism in Eukaryota, Fungi, Ascomycota, Dothideomycetes, Pleosporales, Lindgomycetaceae. Bases 163 to 2121 code for a protein of 652 amino acids. The transcript has 3 exons. The record is from RefSeq and is a predicted model, not a curated record. Gene Ontology annotation, cellular component: mRNA cleavage and polyadenylation specificity factor complex.